GUUAUUACCCAGAAUUCCGAUAUAAAGCGAUGGCGAUGGAUAACUCAACGCCGAGUCGACAUGAGAAAAGUUUGGGAUUGCUCACAACAAAAUUUGUGUCAUUGUUGCAAGAAGCGAAAGAUGGUGUAUUAGAUCUGAAAGUUGCUGCAGAUCAACUAGCUGUUAGACAGAAACGAAGGAUUUAUGACAUAACUAAUGUAUUGGAAGGCAUUGGUCUCAUUGAAAAGAAAUCCAAAAACAGCAUCCAGUGGAAAGGUGCCAGUACAAAUUAUUCAGGGUCUGAAGAUGGUGUAACGCAGGGAAAUGGUAACAGCAGUGAAAUAUCUGACCGUCUUCUGACCCUGAAACAGGAGAUCGAGGACCUUGAGCAACAGGAAAAAAGAUUAGACCUUCACAAAUCCUGGGUCCAACAAAGCAUCAAGAACGUCACAGAUGAAGUCACAAACACACAGGCAGCAUAUGUAACACAUGAGGAUAUCUGUCGGAGUUUUCGAGGGGACACGCUAUUAGCAAUACAGGCCCCCUCUGGUACCCAGUUAGAGGUUCCCAUACCAGAAGUGGGUCCUGGUUUUAAAAAGAACUAUCAGAUGCAUCUUAAAAGUCACUCUGGCCCUAUACAUGUUCUGUUGGUGAACAAAGACACAGAGGAGACCAGUCCUGUGGUGGUGCAGGUGCCCCCUCCGAAAGAGGAGGAUGCGGAAAACCAGAAUGUGGAUCCAAACCAAGCACAAAAUAAAUCAAGGAGUACCAAACGUUCACUGCAGAAAUCUCCAUUACGUCCAUCACAACCAUCUUCAGAAGUAGAUUUUCCCACACGAAUGUCAACGAGGUCAUCUCCAAGGAAACAAGGCCAGUCUUCACAAUCAGUUCUUUCCACUGCUGAAACACAGGCCACACUCGACUCUCUCCCCAGUGACAUUCUGUUUGACCAUGAUGACCCACGACAUACCGGUCUGGAUAUACCCAGUGAAGGAGAUUUGAUAGAGGAAUUAAUGUCUUCUGAAGCCUUUGCACCUCUUCUGCGUUUAAGCCCUCCUCCAUCAGACAGAGACUAUUACUUCAAUCUGGAUGACACAGAGGGGGCCUGUGACUUGUUCGAUGUUCCCCUCCUUACCAACUACUGAAAUAACUACAGCAGGUGCCUUACUACCUCAGUGUGCCUUAACAGGACCAAUAAGUUACGGUUAGACUGCCUAAGGGGUACAGACUCCACUCGGUUUGUCGUGACUGAUUUUCAUAUUGAGAAAAUCGGGAGUGCAUUCAAUGAAAACCGCUGCAAACUUGUCAAGUUAUCAACAACUUUAGUGCUGUUCUAUUACAUUAGGUCAGUUUGAUGUGAGAUCUCUCUCAAAUGUAAAGAUCUCUCCUGGAUAAUGCCUAUUGUAUGCUGAAAACUAGAACUUGUUUAUAUAUACAUACAAAUUUAGUAACACAAAAAAUUGUAGGGUUACUAAUUUCCCAUCGAGCACCAUUAAAAAAGUGCUAUUGUAAUUAUUAUGAUGUUGUUCAAAUGGUAGUGCUAUUAUUUGAUAUGGUGGUUUUCUUAAUUAUAAAAGCCGUGAUGAUGCACAUUUGUUUGUUGAAAAAGUUGCCAGUGGGAAAAACAAUGUCCUGUAUUGAAAACAGGAUGAAUUUACAUCCAUUGAUCUCAUGUUCAACCUUUUCUCUGAAAUCAUUGUCAGAUGAACACCUCAUAUUGAUUCGUUUUCAUCUUUACUUUCCCACUAAGCACAACAAUUUAUCCAUCUACAGACAACACAUGUUCCUUGGAAAGACCUAGUUUGAUAUUUACACCAGUUGCUUUUUAAAGUAAAGUACCUUAAAAAACCAUUAAUUUUUCCAAUAAAUAUUGGUGACUUUUUGAAAGAUUGAGGUCUAGCAAAAUAUUUUUGGGUUAUCAAUUAGUUUAUGCACAGAAUUCCAUUGGGUUGUAUUUCUUGAUUUAGAGUGAUCUAAACUGUAAAAUUUUUCACAAGAUCAGAAAUAUUUGGUAUUUUUUCUAGCCGGUAAAAUUCUUUUCAAUGAAUUAAGACCUUAAUAUAUUGGUAUGAAAUGAUCAUGUUAUUAUUACAAGACCGUUAUUAUUUUAGUAUUGAGGAAUUGUUUUGGUAUUUAUAUGUAUACAGAAAUUGGUAGCCAUUUUUUUUAAGAUUGUGCAGGCAUGCUGUAGAUAUAAUGCAUGGUGUGCACAUGCUUCUCACAAGACAACAAAUAUCCAACAACGUGUUCCAUACCAGAAAUGUGUCAUGUUUAUGUUAAAGUAUACAGAAGGGGCAUAAAUUUGUGAAUGUUCUCAUUGUUAUGGUGUGUAUGAUCCCAUCACAACACGGUGUUCAACAGUUCUUUACAUGGUGUGUUAAUUAUCUGUAAAUAUUGUAGAGAAGAUCACCAUUUGUUACAUGUCAGAUUUUUGUUAUUUGUAUGUUCAUUAUUUUGUUAAUGUUGAAAAAUUUAGGAUCUUCAUAUUUUGUUCUUCAAGUUGUUUGAAAUGAAGACUGAAUAUCUUUGACAGAGUUGAAUACUUGCGAUAUCAAGCCAUUCUGCAUUGAGUAUGAUGUCAACAAAGGUUUUAUAGAACUACAUUACUAAUAAGAUAUGUAUUUUUUUUAUGUAGCAAUGUAUCACUUCCAUUGACGAAGUACCAGUGACUCCGUUAUCAGUAAAUGAUAAGUUUUUCACAAUUAUGUUACAAAUAGUUUCCAUGCUAGAUUUAUAAAUUUAUCAAAAAUUAUAUAUUUUACAUUUAGUGCAAACAUCUUUUUCUGAAAUUCACCAUUUUAAAGAAAUAAACUGUGAUAAGAAUGAU
This is a messenger RNA of Ostrea edulis (European flat oyster), 2806 nucleotides long. RefSeq names its product transcription factor E2F5-like. The record is from RefSeq and is a predicted model, not a curated record. Gene Ontology annotation, cellular component: RNA polymerase II transcription regulator complex. Lineage: Eukaryota; Metazoa; Mollusca; Bivalvia; Ostreida; Ostreidae. Gene Ontology annotation, biological process: regulation of transcription by RNA polymerase II. The transcript is spliced from 10 exons. The coding region runs from base 30 to 1124 and encodes 364 amino acids. Gene Ontology annotation, molecular function: protein dimerization activity; RNA polymerase II cis-regulatory region sequence-specific DNA binding; DNA-binding transcription factor activity, RNA polymerase II-specific.